Molecule: messenger RNA, 2696 nt
Organism: Perca flavescens (yellow perch)
Lineage: Eukaryota; Metazoa; Chordata; Actinopteri; Perciformes; Percidae
Gene: col10a1b
Product: collagen, type X, alpha 1b
Exons: 3
Coding region: 99-2066 (655 amino acids)
Molecular function (GO): protein binding
Source: RefSeq, a predicted model, not a curated record
CCACAACUAAGGAUAUAACAGCGCAGUGCCGGGACAGCAGCCUCCCGACCCCCCCACCGUUUCUCUGGAGCGUAAACCUUAAGGUUUAGCUUCCCAAGAUGGACCUGAGGGUAACGAGCGUUCUCCUUGUCCUCCUAGCUCUGGCUGAGGCGACCCCUUCGAGGCACUACCCAAAAGUCAGUAAGACUCCCUACCCCGUCAAGAGUCAUGCUGUUGCAGGCCAGCCAGGUCCUCCAGGUCCUCCAGGUGAGCCAGGACCAAUGGGACCAUCUGGACAUCCUGGAAAGAAUGGCGUAGGACAUACUGGACCACCAGGUCCAGCAGGACCCCCCGGACCCCCCGGCUACUCUCAAGCAGGUAAACCAGGUGCCCCAGGUGGUCAUGGAAAACCAGGAAACCCUGGAGCCCCUGGUGAGAGAGGUCCACCUGGUGCAACUGGAGCAAUGGGUCCCAGAGGUGCACCUGGUCCACAUGGAACACCUGGGCCUGCUGGAAUUUCUUCUGCUGGAAAACCUGGACCAGCUGGCAUCCCUGGGCAAAUGGGACCAAGAGGAGAGCCUGGUUUGAAGGGACAUCCUGGUAUUCCUGGCAUUCCUGGCGAAAAAGGAGAGAAAGGCAUUGGAGUUCCUGGGGUCCAGGGACCACCAGGUGCAAUCGGACCAAUGGGCCCAACUGGAAUGCCUGGCAAACCUGGAGUUGGCAUACCUGGUCACACUGGCUAUCCUGGAGAACCUGGCAAGAGUGGCGAGCCAGGAAGAGAUGGCGCUCCUGGGCCAAUGGGCGCUCCAGGACCAAAGGGUCACACUGGGCCUCCAGGCACAGGAGCACCUGGGAAAGCAGGCCAGAAUGGUACGCCAGGAAUGCCUGGACCUAUGGGUGCUAAAGGUCCACAGGGUCCAGCUGGUCAGCCAGGCGCCCCUGGUAUGCCAGGUGUUGGCAAAACGGGCGAACCUGGAAUACCAGGUAGCAGAGGAGCCCCCGGUACUUCAGGAACCACUGGUCAAAAAGGAGAGCCAGGCCCAACUGGUUAUACUGGUCAGCCAGGUGCUGUUGGUCCUAUCGGCCCAGCUGGUCCACAGGGUGCAAGAGGAUUCCAGGGUGAGGCAGGCCCACAGGGACCCAAAGGUGACACUGGUAUGGUAGGUGCACCAGGCCCAAGGGGAACCAAGGGUGAACAGGGAGCUCAGGGUUUCAGUGGAAAACCAGGUGUCCCAGGGGCAGUAGGUCCUCCAGGAAUUCCAGGGCAUAAUGGUCCUCAGGGUCAAAAGGGUGCACAAGGCCAUGCUGGUAGCCCAGGACUUCCAGGUUCAAAUGGUGCCCCAGGACCAAAAGGCCACACAGGCCCACCAGGAGGAAAUGGAAAAAGUGGUGAGAACGGAAUGCCAGGACCCAUGGGACCAGUUGGGCCACCUGGUCCAGCAGGUCCCGCUGGACUUAAGGGCCAUCCAGGUCUUCCAGGCCCACCUGGCCCAGCUGGCAUGACAGCUAAGGGAAUUUCUGGUCCUCAGGGUCCACCUGGAAUUCCAGGUGCCAGAGGUCAUGAUGGUCAACCAGGCCCUGCCGGUCCUCCUGGUCGACCUGGCCCACCAGGAGAGGUGGUCUACCAUCAUGAAAAGAGCAUGCCAAUCAAGUCCCACGAGGUUGUGAUGCCUCAUGAGAUGAUGAAGGCCCCCAUGUCCGCCUUCAGUGCUGUGCUGACCAGAGCCUACCCCCCAGCUGCAACCCCUAUUCAGUUCAACCAGAUUCUGUACAAUGGGGAGCAACAUUAUGAUGAGCACAGUGGUGUGUUUACCUGCCAGAUCCCAGGCCUCUACUAUUUCAGCUAUCAUAUGCAUGUCAAUGGUGCCAAUGCAUUAGUGGCCCUCUACAGAAAUGAUGAGCCAGUUAUUUUCACCUAUGAUGAGUACAACAAAGGCUUCCUGGAUCAGAUGUCAGGCAGUACUGUCCUUAUGCUGCAUGCCGGUGACAGAAUCUAUGUCCAGGUCCCUGAUGAGGAGAGUAACGGCAUAUUUGCAGCAGAUAAUGUUCACUGCUCUUUCUCUGGGUUCUUGAUUGCCUCAACGUGAUUUCACAAAUCAAAAUAAACCUCAAACCCUUACAAAACAUUGAACUACUCGGAGAAAUAGAUCCGUUUAUAAAAUUCCAAAUUGAGACUGUAGAUUACAAAAUAUAUAUGGUUGUUAUUUUAACUAGUUCAACUGUCAGAUUCAAAUCUUACAACAAUAAAAUGUCUUUAAUUUGCUAACAAUUGAUUCGGCUGACAAAGGUAUUCAUGCUGAGCAAAAAAAAGUAUAUCGUUCAGAUUGAUCCCUUUCCGCCAGUCCACCAUGUGUGUGCCUUUGCAAUUUUAAACAUUUUUUAAACAUUAAACAAUAUUGGAAGAUAUCUUAAGUGGUGCUUUACAACUGCCUGUAACAUUUACAGCACGUCUUUUAUUUGUGUUUGUUUUUAUAAUGUCUGUUGUUUAAGAAUUUUCCUGUAAUAUACAUACAAAAGACACUCAAAACUGUUGUACUAUAUGUAUUAGAGAUCAGCACAUUCUCAUAAGCACUGUGAUCAGUAAAACAACACAGAAUGAGAAAUUCAAACUGCAUUUUUUUUUCAAAAUAACUAGGCCUAUGUCCCAUGGAUGUGUUAAGUUAUGUACCACUUACUGACCAAAACACAGAAUAAAAGUUCUAGUUUAAAAAGGAAAA